Molecule: messenger RNA, 1301 nt
Organism: Coregonus clupeaformis (lake whitefish)
Lineage: Eukaryota; Metazoa; Chordata; Actinopteri; Salmoniformes; Salmonidae
Gene: otud6b
Product: OTU deubiquitinase 6B
Exons: 8
Coding region: 173-1081 (302 amino acids)
Biological process (GO): protein deubiquitination
Molecular function (GO): cysteine-type deubiquitinase activity
Source: RefSeq, a predicted model, not a curated record
UUCAGUAGCCGGAAGUGUGGUGCACAACACGUUUCAAAUGUAAUGGAUGGCCAGCUGACGUAAAAUUGUAUCUUGAUAUCAAUAAUGUUCCAAUUCUACAUAACAGCAAAAGCAUAACGUUGACUUGGAUAUAUAUGUAACAGUAUUUAUAAACUUUUUAAAAAAUACAGUCAUGGAAGAGGUAACGGUAGAGACAGCCGAGGAGAUAUUAGCAAAGCAACAUCGCAAGGAGAAGAAGGACCUGCAAGCUAAAAUCCAGAGCAUGAAAAAUGCUGUCCCCAAAAAUGACAAAAAGAGGCGUAAACAGCUGACAGAGGAUAUUAUCAAGCUGGAGGCUGAUCUGAAUCAGAAACACAACGAGGAACUCCAAAAACUAGACUCAUCGUCAGGAGGAGGAGGAGAGAAGAAGGUGGAAGAGGUUGUGAAUGGAGUAGAGUCCCUGGCUUUGGAAGGAGAGGAGGAACUGAAAGUUCCCAAACAAGGGCGAGGUCCGUCCAAGGCACAGAAGAGACGGGAUAAGAAGGCAGCCGCGGAGAAGGAGAGAGAGAGUCGUAUAGCGGAGGCUGAGGUGGAGAACCUGUCUGGGCUGAGACACCAGGAGGGACUGAAGCUGUCCCAGAAGCUGGUAGAACGCCAGCUGCAGAUCAGGGAGAUCUCCUCAGAUGGCCACUGUAUGUACCGUGCUGUGGAGGACCAGUUGGGGCAGCACGGUUUAGGUCUGACCCUGAAGGAGCUCCGGGCCCAAACCGCUCAGCACAUGAGGAGCCACACAGACGACUUCCUUCCCUUCCUCACUAACACCAACACAGGGGACAUGUACACAGCUGAUGAGUUUGAGAAGUAUUGCAGUGACGUGGCGGACACAGCAGCCUGGGGUGGACAACUGGAGCUGAGAGCUCUGACACAGGUCCUUCAACUGCCAAUAGAAGUGCUCCAAGCAGAUUCCCCAGCUAUAAUGAUUGGAGAGGAAUUUGACAAGUCACCCAUCACCCUUAUUUACAUGCGUCAUGCGUACGGACUGGGAGAACACUACAACUCAGUGGAACGUCUGAAAGACCCUGCCACUCAAGGGGAAGACUGAGACUCUCAUUGAGUUCCAUUAUAAUGAAUGAUAAAGUCAAGCAGUGGUGGAAAUGGACAAAAAAGUCACUAUUGGGAAUCCACCAAUGUAAAAUCCUUGAAUUCACAAUGUCAAAUGACAUAAUGAUUUCACUCCCAGAGACACUGCCCCCCCCUCCCCCUCCCCCUCAAUUCAACUAUACUGAACAAAACAAAAUAUAAACGCAAGUGUUGGUCCCAUG